Molecule: messenger RNA, 681 nt
Organism: Leishmania braziliensis MHOM/BR/75/M2904
Lineage: Eukaryota; Euglenozoa; Kinetoplastea; Trypanosomatida; Trypanosomatidae
Exons: 1
Coding region: 1-681 (226 amino acids)
Source: RefSeq, a predicted model, not a curated record
AUGUCCAACAAGUACAAAUCCUUCUACGAGAACGAUGGCAGCGGCCGGGACACCUUCAUCAACUACGCCGGCGCGUACUGGAUGAACCCGCUUCCGGCCGGCACCUUCUUCAAGAGUAGAGUGCACCUGGCACAGCCAGGCGCGCCGACGGAGAACGGAACUUCCCUCAUGAUGGACGACAGUACUCCAUACCCAGGCCGCACCCUGUUCGGCAAAUCACGCUAUGGCACUACCGUUCUCGCAGCAGACCAGGCCGCCGCCCUUGGCACCGCGGACGAUUCGCAAUCUGGCCACUCUGCGGUUAUAGGCAGCACCGCUGGCCCGACCGCAAGCGGCGUGGCAGGGGCGGGAGCCGACGGGCAAAGUUUCGAUGGGGAGGCGACCGCACUCGAGCACAUCUCAUUCGACGUCUCGCACCCGGAGCGGCGUCUGUGGCAACCAGGCCACGCUACCACCGGCCUGGAGGGUACAGGCGGUGGCUCCACCUAUAACGGCAUCAAGGAGCCAUGGGCAGCGCCGAAUGCAAUGGAUAACACGCUGUUGCGGCUGGCGCCUGGGUACGAGUCGACAUGCCACUACCACCUGCGCACUGGCCGUUUCUACACUGAGGACGCCGCGCCGCCGCAUGAGAUGACUCUUCCAGACAAGGGUGUCACGUGGGGCAGGUCCCGCUACUUCUGA